AGCCACAGAGUCUGUCUGGUUAGACUGACUCUGACUGUUUGAGAGGUAAAGGUUGUUAAUACCAGUUUAAGCAGGAAAGGAAGUGUCUGUUUUAAUUCUAGUUUUUUCAAACCAGCUGAACUCUAUAUGCAGCAAAUAAUCAUUAUGAACUCGACACAGGUUUUAUUUUUGACUUUAGGGGCUUACUUUGACACCAAGCUGUUGAAAUACUUGUUCUUCCUUGUCGUCCUGUGUCUCUAUGUUCUGAUCAUUGGUUCUAACAUCGUGCUGAUCGUGGUAAUCUGUGUGAACAGGAGCCUACAUGAACCCAUGUACAUGUUUCUGUGCAGCCUAUUUGUGAAUGAGCUGUAUGGCAGCACAGCCUUGUUUCCCCUCCUGCUAGUUCAGAUACUCUCCAAUGUUCACGCUAUUGCUGCUCCUCUCUGUUUCCUGCAGAUCUUCUGUAUCCACAGCUAUGUAACUGUGGAGUUCUUCAUCUUAGCUGUCAUGUCCUAUGACCGUUAUGUGGCUAUCUGCUACCCGCUGCGAUAUAAGGCAGUGAUGAGAGCGAAGAGGAUCUCUGUUCUUACUUCAGCUUCAUGGUUUGCUGCCUUUCUCCUGGUAAUAAUAAUGACAUCUUUAAGUUUCUCUCUACAGCUUUGUGGAAGCAUCAUAAACAAAGUUUACUGCAACAACUACUCUAUAGUUAAACUGGCUUGCUCUGAUACCACAGUGAAUAACAUUUAUGGCCUUAUCAGCACUGCUCUCAGCGUUUUUCUUCCAGUAUGUUUGAUUCUCUACACCUACAUGAGGAUUUUGAAGGUAUGUUUUUCUGGGUCCAAACAGACCCGACAGAAAGCAGUUGGCACCUGCACCCCUCACCUGGCCUCUAUCAUUAACUUCUGCGUUGGAUGUGUGUUUGAAAUAAUCCAGAGCAGGUUUAACAUGAGCAGCGUUCCCCGGGUGCUUCAAAUACUGUUAUCUCUGUACUUUCUGACGUUUCCUUCGCUCUUUAACCCUGUGAUGUAUGGCCUGAACGUGUCCAAAAUACGCAAUUUGUGUAAAAAUCUGUUCCUGAAAUGUUUUGAUUGUUUCAAGAAUAAAAAAUAGCUGAGA
Molecule: messenger RNA, 1095 nt
Organism: Cyprinodon tularosa
Lineage: Eukaryota; Metazoa; Chordata; Actinopteri; Cyprinodontiformes; Cyprinodontidae
Product: olfactory receptor 52K2-like
Exons: 1
Coding region: 127-1089 (320 amino acids)
Biological process (GO): G protein-coupled receptor signaling pathway
Cellular component (GO): membrane
Molecular function (GO): olfactory receptor activity; G protein-coupled receptor activity
Source: RefSeq, a predicted model, not a curated record